GACAAAAAAUGUUCUUUAGCCGAUUGUUGGGUGGUGUGCCAAAAUUACGAACAUCAAAGCCAAAAGUUUUACAACGACGUUUUAACCCUCUUCGAAUGCUCUGUCCUUCCCCAAUUGCUUCAUGUCCAGAAUGUCACAAUUCACUUUCUCCUUGGGUUUGCUGUUUGCAAUGUUAUCAAUUAAUUAAAGAAGAAACUGAAAAAAUAAAGCAAAAAAUGAUUGGAAAUAAUUCUUAA
Molecule: messenger RNA, 236 nt
Organism: Meloidogyne enterolobii
Lineage: Eukaryota; Metazoa; Nematoda; Chromadorea; Rhabditida; Meloidogynidae
Source: the annotation of a GenBank genome assembly